AGAUGGUGCAGGAGUUGAAAGCGAAACUAAACUGAAGAAGAGAGAAAAACAGGCUCCCUGAGACGGGGGAGAGGAAAAACAUGAAAAUAAACGUAUUGAUGUGGACAGACUAACGGGGAAAUCUUUGUGUGGAUGUUGUGAAGAUUUCACAUGUGAGUUACUUGCUUAUCUAAAGCUGAAGAAGUUCUAAAGGGCAACUGACCUUCACUGAGGGCAAUGACAGCAAUGUGCCUAGACAUCCUGCUGGCGAUCUUGGAGGAGCUGGAAGAGGAACAGAGAAAGAAGUUUAAAUUUAAACUCAAUACCACUGAACUGAGGGAGGGCUACAAAAACAUUCCCAAGGGACUUCUGCAGAAAGCUGAUGUAACAGACAUGGUUGAUCUGCUGAUGAAAUACUACCAAGAGGAGUAUGCUGUGGAGGUGGUGAUAAAUGUGCUCGAUCAAAUCAAUAAUAAGGAUCUGGCUGAAAGGUUGCGAAGAAAGUCAGGUGAAGUAUGGAAAACCAGGCCUGUUUCUGUAAAGCCCCCAGACAUGGAUCACAGAGUGAACUAUGUGACCUCUAUGAAGGAAAAAUUUAGAAGGGUGAAGGAUUAUAAUUCCCGGCCAGGAGAAUGGGUGUCUUUAGAAGACCGCUAUACAACACUCUUUAUAGUAAAAAAACACCAUCAAGUAGAAGAUAAAGAACAUGAACUACUGUCUAGGGGAAAAAGACACAUGGAGAUCAUGAGGAAGCCAAGCAGCUUUGAGGACUCCCAUGUUAAGGUGGAACAUCUUUUUGACACAUUAUCAGAUGGUACAAUAACUAGAAAAGUGAUUUUACAAGGAGUAGCAGGGAUUGGGAAGACUGCCACAGUUGGAAAAAUUAUGUACGACUGGUCAUGUGGGACACUAUACCAGGGCAGAUUUGAUUAUGUUUUUCAUUGGAGCUGCAGGGAACUGAACCGAAGAACAGAAAAACUGAGCCUAGUUCAAUUGAUUUUACAAAAUUGGGGACAUCCAAAGCCAGCAAUUGGGGAAAUUUUGUCUUGCCCAAGUAAAGUCUUGUUCAUCAUUGAUGGCUUUGAUGAACUCAGGUUUCCUGAGGAUUAUGAUGAAAGUAAAAUCUUAUCCUGUGAUUUGGACACACCUCACUCAGCAGCAGCUGUGGUAGAAAGUCUUCUCAGCAGCAGGAGCCUUUCUGAGGCAUGUUUUCUCGUCACAACAAGACCCUUAGCCGUUGCAAAGCUGGAGACCCAUAUGAAAGCUGAUCUCUGGGCAGAGAUUUUGGGCUUCUUGGAGGAAGACAGAAAGGAGUUUUUCAAGAAGUUCUUCAAAGAUGAAAAGAAAGCAGCCAUUGCCUACCAUUACAUCCAAGAAAAUGAUGUAGUAUUCACCAUGUGUUUCGUCCCCCUCAUCUGCUGGAUCGUCUGUACAACCUUGAACCUUCAGAUGAAGCACGGUGAAGAAUUUGUUCAAAAAGUGAGCACAACCACCCAAAUAUUUACCUAUUUUGUGGCCACUUUAUUGCAGUCCCAUGGUCGCUCACAGACCUCCACGCAAAACCUUUUUCAUAACCUUGGAUCAUUAGCCUAUGCUGGUAUGAGGGACCAGAAAGUGUUGUUUGAUGAGAGCAUGCUGAGGAAAUGUAACUUGGAGGUGUGCAAAGGUCCAUCGACUUUUCUCACAGAAUUACUGCAGGGAGACAUUUUUGUGGAAACCAUCUAUAGCUUUGUCCAUUUGAGUGUGCAGGAGCUGUUUGCUGCUUUGUUCACCUACUGGAAUAAGAAGGAAGCUUUCGAGCUCUUGAAAGAAGCCUUUGUGGAGAAGAAAAGCCACUUGAUCCUAACUGUUCGCUUUCUAUGUGGACUGAACAACGAUGAGUCACUGAAGCCUUUGAAAAGAUACUAUGAAACCGAGACAGGCAUUUCAAAGAAUGAGUUGCUGAAAUGGAUUAAGAAGGCACUCCUUAUUUGCCAGGGGCAAGAAAAGCAGAGCAAUCUCCUUCUGGAGCUGUUGCAUUGUUUGUUUGAGAUUCAGGAUGAGGAGUUUGUCAUAAGGGCUUUGGAGGAGGUCAAGGAAGUGGACUUGCUGGAGAACAAUCUAGGGCAGGAUGAUCAACAGGUGGUACUGUACAGCGUGCAGCAUGCCAGGGAAAUCAGGCAGCUGAAACUGGCCAGUCUGAAAGAGGCACAUAUUAUCAAACUGCUUCCCUUGCUAAAGAAAUGCAAACAGAUCCAUUUGAAUGCCUCUGGAAUCUCAUUGUCUAUGCUACACAAGGUGUGUGCUCAUCUUUUACAAAAGCUUAGAAUGACCAUGCUGAGUGUGCAGCAAGAAGAAGAUGGAAUUCGUUUUGUCGUGGAAGCGAGCUGUGAGGGGGACUCUUGCAUAAUAACUUUAGAUGACCUUCCUGAAGACACUGCCUCUGCAAUUUGUGACGACAUUAUUCCAGCUCACCCUGGCGUUGUCACCCUUGAGGUGAACGGGAUUCAGGGAAGGGAGACAUUUGUAACUACCCUGAAGUACAGUCUUCUGAACUCAGACAGCAGACUGCAAUCAGUGAGCUUCAACAUUGAAAACCCCAAACAGAAGGCUUUCCAGGACAUCUGCCAACAUCUUGCUACUCACCAUAGCCCAAGAAAAUUCCUCUUAUUCCGAAGGCAUGAAGAGGAUAAAAUACACUUUGGAUAUGAGACAAAGGAUGAAGAGGAGAGUGGCAACAGAUUCCAAAAGAAAAAGAAGAAUGAAAAGCGAAAAGGAAAGAAUGAGGCACAGAAAAAGUGUUUUCCUUGGCCAAAUUUAAAAAGGAAAACAAGAGAGAAAAAGAAAAAGGACUGCAUUGCUAACCUCUCCUGUCUCCCUGAAGAGCAUUUUCUUGACCUCACCAUGUGGGUCACCUCCACAUUCACUCCGCUAGCCCUGUGCCUGGAUGAAAAUUCCAUCGAUGAUGAGCUGAUGAAAACACUAUGCAACAGUCUGAACAGUACUGAAUAUCGGCUUCAGUCACUGAGCCUUCGCUCUAACAACCUCACCCAGGAGAGUAUAGCUAAUAUCUGCUCUCUGUUCCACUGCAACAUGGCAGUCUCCUUGAACCUGCAGAGCAACUCCGUGGGGGAUGAAGGGGUUAAAAUACUUGCGACAUGCCUGAAGAGUAAAGGUUGCUGCCUAGAAAAACUGAGCUUACCAGGUGCUGGCCUGACAGAAGACUGUGUUCCCGCCAUCACCUCUCUGUUCUCCCAGAAGAACACCCUGAGGUGGCUUGAUCUGAGCUUUAAUAACCUUGGAGAUGGAGGAGUGAAAGCCUUGUGCUCUGCCCUGAAAGAUAAGGAGAGCCGUCUUGAGAAACUAAUCCUUGAAAACAAUGGCAUCACUAACAGCUGUGAGAAGGAGCUCAUCCAACUCAUUGAAACCACCCCGUCCCUGCAAUACCUGUGCUUGGAUAAUAAUGAGUUCUCAUCCACAUCCAGAGCCCACAUCUAUGACAUAUGGGAAGAGUAUCAUGAGGAAGAGGAGGGAGGAGGUGGAAGGGAUUGACUUGGGAGUCACAGGUGCUGCACUCAGUUCUCAGCGAUUAAGGUAGGUGCUGAGGUCAGGAACUUCCAUGUGUUACGAACAUGGUGCUAAUGAAAAGAACCAGAAUGAAACCACUGGGACAUUUACAGUAAAUUCUUUACACACGGUACAAAAUUCAACACAGGAUGCAGCAGUGCAACCACUUCCCACGCUGCUCUGCCCAGUGACCUCAACCCCAUCACGGACAGAGUGUAGCAAAAACAUAUAUUUUAAUAUUGGUUAUACGGUUAUAAGUAUGAUGCAUAAUGAUUUGAUGUAAUGACUUGCUUAUAAGUUCUGGAUGCUUCUAUUUCUCUCUGUGUCUCUCUCAUGAUUAGAUAAUGUUUACUGAAAGGUCUUGCUCCCUGUUAACUUUGCAAAUUAAGUUGUACCCCUUCUCUGCAUCACAAACUAAGUUGUGUAAUUAUUAUCUUGUCUGAAACUCUGUACAAUUGUUUGGUGUGAGUGGAGGGGUUUGUGAGUGAAAGCCAUCUCAGAUGCCCAGGUGAUCAAGAACAAGUGGAAACUCUGAAGAUAACAAAACAGUAAUUGUGUCUGAGGCUGAAUUGAAUUAGCAGCAUUGACAAACCCUGGAGACAGACACAGACCCCACCAAGACUGAGACAACGAUGGGAAUCCUGACAAUCACCAUCAAAGGAUAACCUGGAGAAUGCAGAAUAACACCUCUUAAGAUUGGAUGACUGCAGCAUGACACUGCAAUAUCCAUAGACCCAAAUGGGAACUUACAAGUAUAAGAAGGGGAGUUCUUGCCAUGGAACUCUAGGUUCAGUCCUGCAGGCCAAGCCUCAGAGAAGCCUCAAAUUGCAAUCAAAGGAUCCCAACUCCUCACUCAGUCAGCUUUGCCUGGCCAGUAAGACUGACUUGAGCCACAAUGGUCUGGUAACUAUGCACUAUCUCUCUGAGUGAGUGAGUGAGUGAGUGAGUGUGUGUGUGUGUGUGUGCGCUAACUGCUUCACUACUAUAUUCUCAAUAAACGCGGCAUAUUGCCUUUUC
This is a messenger RNA of Pelodiscus sinensis (Chinese soft-shelled turtle), 4542 nucleotides long. Its product is annotated as NACHT, LRR and PYD domains-containing protein 3-like. Lineage: Eukaryota; Metazoa; Chordata; Testudines; Trionychidae. The record is from RefSeq and is a predicted model, not a curated record. Gene Ontology annotation, cellular component: cytoplasm. Gene Ontology annotation, molecular function: protein binding.